Penicillium cosmopolitanum is the source of this 516-nucleotide messenger RNA. RefSeq lists its product as uncharacterized. The transcript is spliced from 4 exons. The coding region runs from base 1 to 516 and encodes 171 amino acids. The record is from RefSeq and is a predicted model, not a curated record. NCBI's taxonomy places the organism in Eukaryota, Fungi, Ascomycota, Eurotiomycetes, Eurotiales, Aspergillaceae.
AUGAACCAAAGACGAUCUCCUCGUCGUCUGGCGAUCCAGCCUCCGAUCUCUUUGGCCGAAUCACUCGAGCUCACUCAUCAGGGUUUCGAGACGGCCUAUGGCGCAAUUUCAAGCGAUGUGGAGUACCUGACCAUCGUGCAAAGCUCCAACCAUUAUGUGACAGCGAAGUUUGUGGACCUCUUUGCCAAGCAGGAUGCAGUCGGUGGAAGGCUGAUCGUUGUGAUCAACGGUUUCGAUGGUCUCAGCAGUCACGAAGUCUCUCUUCUCAAAUUGCUCGAAGGCCACACUCACAAGUAUGAGUCCCAAACUUGGCGAUUCUCCGAGGCAAACACUGAGCAUGCUUGCAAGAUCAUUCGAGGAGAUAUCAAUCUUAUCGAUGGUCAGGAAGGUGUCCAUGAGCUGGAAUCUGGCAGUGGAUCUGGCAUUGUCCGUGAGGAGGAGCUGGACUUUUUGACCGCCCUUUACGUUCGCAUGAUUCGGCACAUCUGUGAGGACAGGAUACAGCUUGGUGUGUGA